AUGAUGUCCACAAUGAAGAAUCCGUUACUUCAUACGGAUUCAUUAUCAACUCUAGAUCAUGUACAUAAUAUUUUACCGUUAAAACCAUCAUUAACAACAAUUCCUUCUAAUGUAUCACAUAAUGUUUUAUCAGCACCAGCAUUACAUAAACGUCGACCACAAAAACGUGUUCGAUUUGCAUUAACAUUAGAACCCGUUGAAGAAGAUUCAUUACCGUCAAGUCCAGAAAUCUUGCCACCAUUAAUGUUAAAAUCAAUUAAAAGACAUAUUGAUCCAUGGUCACAAAAUAGACCACUAUAUGGUAAUUAUAUUGAGUAUUUAAAAAAACAAGAUGCAUUCGUAAGUCAUGAAACUCAAACUGAUCAAGUAUCGUCAUCAUCAUCACCUACACUUGAACCUUCAUCUGAAUCGGCUACAUAUACACAUACAUUUGUUAUUCAAAGUAAAUCUCCAACAAUUGUUAUUGAUUCAAUAACAGUUUCUACACCACCACUUCAUUUACCACAAAUUAUUCAUCGUAAACCAAGAUCAAAUAAACGACAAUCAUCAUCAGCAACUGAUACUUGUCUUAAACAACAAUUAACAUUAUCAACUCCACCACGUAUGCUUCAUACAAAAAAAUUAGCAAAUUCAACUAAUCAAAGACAUCAUUAUAUAUCAAUACAUGCCGUAGCGAAUCGAACAGAAUCAUAUAAUAAAGCUAUACAAUCAGAUAAUAUACUUGGAUCAAAAACUAUGAAAGAAAAUAUUCAAAAUAAAAAAUCGACUGAAAAUAUGAUAAAACCAUUACGAAAUCCACCUAAUCAAAUCAAUCAUUUUUCUGAUCGUACUAAUUUACCAAUUUCGUUAAAAAAAGCACGAAUACCUAAUCGUAUUCGUCAUAUAAAUGAUGAAUUAAAUUUAAAUAAAAAUUAUUUCUUUCAAAAUUCUGGUAAUGAUCAUCUUCUUCAAUCAAUUAUUCAUUAA
This is a messenger RNA of Adineta steineri, 966 nucleotides long. NCBI's taxonomy places the organism in Eukaryota, Metazoa, Rotifera, Eurotatoria, Adinetida, Adinetidae. The record is from the annotation of a GenBank genome assembly.